AUGAAAGCGUCAACUCGCUCUGUUUUGGGCAUCAAUACUGAGAAAACUACAAACUGCGGUAAUGAAGUCUUCCACGAAGGAGGGAGCUCCCGCAGUGUCCACCCAGCCCUCACUGUGUCCACCCAGCCUCAAAGUGUCCACCAGCCCCACAGUGUCCACCCAGACCCCAGAGUGUACACCAGCCCCACAGUGUCCACCCAGACCCCACAGUGUACACCAGCCCCCACAGUGUCCACCCAGCCGCUGCAGUGUACACCCAGCCCCCACAGUGUCCACCCAGCCCCACAGUGCCCACCCAGCCCCACAGUGUCCAAUCAGCCCCCACAGUGUCCAAUCAGCCCCCACAGUGUCCACCCAGCACCCACAGUGUACACAAGCCCCACAGUGUCCACCCAGCCCCCACAGUGUCCAAUCAGCCCCCACAGUGUCCACCCAGACCACAGUGUACACCAGCCCCCACAGUGUCCACCCAGCCGCUGCAGUACACCCAGCCCCACAGUGUCCACCCAGCCCCCACAUUGUCCACCCAGCCCCACAGUGUCUACCCAGCCCCCACAUUGUCCAAUCAGCCCCCACAGUGUCCAAUCAGCCCCCACAGUGUCCACCCAGCACCCACAGUGUCCAUCCAGCUCCCACAGUGUCCAAUCAGCCCCACAGUUUCCACCAGCCCCACAGUGUCCACCUAGCCCCCACAGUGUCCACCCAGCCUCUACAGUGUCAACUAGCCCACAGUUUCACCCAGCCCCACAGUGCCAGCCAGCCCCACAGUGUCCACCACCCCUCACAGUGUCCACGCCCCACAGUGUCCCCAGCCCCAAUGUCACCCAGCCUCUAGUGUCACCCAGCCCCCACAGUGUCCACCCAGCCCACAGUGUCCACCCAGCCCCCACAGUGUCCACCCAGCCUCCAUAG
This is a messenger RNA of Homarus americanus (American lobster), 912 nucleotides long. Its product is annotated as vegetative cell wall protein gp1-like. NCBI's taxonomy places the organism in Eukaryota, Metazoa, Arthropoda, Malacostraca, Decapoda, Nephropidae. The transcript is spliced from 2 exons. The record is from RefSeq and is a predicted model, not a curated record. Bases 1 to 912 code for a protein of 303 amino acids.